Messenger RNA from Liolophura sinensis, 2405 nucleotides. Its product is annotated as D-beta-hydroxybutyrate dehydrogenase, mitochondrial-like. Gene Ontology annotation, biological process: steroid metabolic process. Gene Ontology annotation, molecular function: oxidoreductase activity. Bases 55 to 1173 code for a protein of 372 amino acids. The transcript is spliced from 7 exons. Lineage: Eukaryota; Metazoa; Mollusca; Polyplacophora; Chitonida; Chitonidae. Gene Ontology annotation, cellular component: intracellular membrane-bounded organelle. The record is from RefSeq and is a predicted model, not a curated record.
AAACGUCAAAAAGGACAGGUUUGUGUCUCUCACGGGAGGUGGCUCACAGUACGUAUGACGAUGAUGUCCGUGGGUGAGUUCCUCCGGCUCCAGGCCGUGGAGAUCGCAUUCUUGUCCGUGCUUGCCUUCUUGCCUUACUUCGUGGCUCUCAAGGAAGUUGGGCUUACCCUCCUCUUCAUAGGCUUGUCUAUUGGUGGUUACAAACUUCUGAAGAAGAAACUAAUGAGACGAGUUCCUGUUGAAGGCAAGAGUGUGUUUAUAACCGGCUGUGACACAGGUAUUGGUAACUCUCUGGCCCGUCGGCUGGUGUCUCUGGGGUUUCGGGUGUUUGCCGGAUGUUACCGCCCCGACGACGAGGAGGCCCAGGCCCUGAGGGCUUCCUGCGGAGAUUCCCUACACGUUGUACCUCUUGAUGUCUCCUCUGACAGCAGUGUGGCUGACGCUGUCAAGCAUGUCAAGGAAUACUUGAAAGAUGGGGGAUGUUUGUGGGGCGUUGUGAAUAAUGCUGGUCAGGACGUAAAUGGCGAAGCCGAGCUCUGCACCAUGGACAUUUACAAACGCUACAUGGACAUUAACAUGUUUGGAACUGUUCGAGUGACAAAGGCCUUCUUGCCCCUGAUCAGGCGUUCAAAAGGUCGAAUUUUGAACGUGACGAGUGUUAAAGGCCGAGUUGGCACCCCACAAACGGCUGCUUACACGAUGAGCAAAUACGCUGGAGAGGGUUUCGCGGACGUUCUCAGGAUAGAGAUGAAACAAUGGGGGGUCAAGGUCAUUCUCAUAGAACCCGGAAACUUCGGGGGAACUACAUCCAUUCUGAAAAAUAUGAAUAGAGAGAGGAUGAAGAGGGAUCUAGAAAUCAUGUGGGAGGAGGCGACACCGGAAGUGCAGGAGGAUUAUGGGAGAGACUACCAUUUUGCGGUCAUGUCUGGUAUCUGUGAGGCCGUAGGCACGGCCCCCAACUCACUGGCUCCGGUCAUUGAUGCCAUGGAGGAUGGUCUAGUGAAUGAGGCCCCUAAAUCCCGAUACCUCAUAGGAGGAAGCAACCAGAUCCUUGACGCUUACAAGACGAUCGUGCUUCUGGGCGUGAUUUUACCUGACGUGGUGACAGAUUUCCUUAUUGAACGCUUUCUCUGGUCAAAGAAGAUUCGACCCAUGGCUUUGAAAAGACGUUAGCAGAUUUUGUGUCCAAUUCAAGGUCAUACAAUACCUGCAGGAGACAAGAAAUACGUUUUAGAGGCAAUCAACAGCGUGCAGUGUUUGAAAAAUGUGGUGUGAAAUAUAUGACUCCCAGACGAAUAUAUUCAACAGUCGGCCUAUCUGGAUUUAAGUGACGCCAACCUUUUCCGAGCGAGAUUGAAACUGUUUCCAUAAUAAUAAUAUCUUUAUUUAAACAUAGUGAAGCUAUCAGUAUGCAACUGUUCUUCAUAGAAGUUUAUAGAUAUAUUAUCUCAGUUUAUGUGUAUAUGAUUGGCCUCUGAAUAGCGUAGACUGCCCAUAAUCUAACUACUACAUAGCCCUUCUCUAAUGAGGUACAUGUAACAUGUGUACUGCAUUGUGAUUGUGGCCUUAGAUUUUGAGCUUUAUCCGGUACCUUGCCGUCUCACUCUCCAACAUAUAAGUAUGGCCCAACAUAUAUAAGUAACAUAUAACUACCACCACCCCACCCCCAAUUCACACACACAAGAAAAAAAAUAAUACUAAAAAACAAAUAAAAUCUACCAGAUAAUAUGAGCAAUUUCAUGCAAUUUUUAAUGUUGAUGUGUAAAAUGUUGGUUGAAUAUAUGUCUGCCAUGUAAGCCAUGAUCGUCAUUGAGAAAAAUAUGUUACUAGCAUUUCAAUGCAGCCGGAACUCCUUUGUUACUAGACUAGUCGUUUGGGAAGCUGUCGUCAUAUGUGUGUUAUAUUUAACAGAAUAAUCUGCUGCAAUAACAGAAUAUAUUUUAGCAUCACUCAGAUAACAGACUUUGUGAUAAAUUUAACAGAUUAAUUUUGUGAGUGUAGAGUUUGUAUGAGCACUGAAUGUUUAGUGAUGAUGUAUCGCUGUUUGUUAAAAUUUAUGUUUGCAACUUACCUAUUUAAUUGAUUAGUGUUUGACGCGCUACGCAAGAAUGCUUUACUUACACUACAGCGGUCACAUUGUGGGAGGAGGAUACCGGCCAGACACUGAAGAAUCCAGCGCGUCUCACUUGUAAAUAUCUGCAAGUUUCUGUUGUAAAUCCACUGCCAAACCACCAUGACCUGGUCUCGAACCAAAGACUCCCAUUCUUUCUCAUUUCUAUAGCGAAACUGCGACUGUGUCCAAAUGUUUGUCUCACAGAUAUCCAACCCUAAAUCACGAAAAAAUAAAAUUCUGUCUAAUGUAUAUAACUGCUUCGUUACUAAAACAUUGACAGGGAUAUUCUUCU